AUGCCUGCAGACGCCUCCGAAAACCUCGGCGAUAGCGAAUUUGCAUGUCCCAUCUGUAUGUCCGAUCCCAACUAUCCUGUACUAACACAGUGCGGACACAUAUAUUGCUACUCAUGUCUGAAGUUGUGGCUCACCAAUUCUCGUGAAUCCAACUGCGCCAUGUGCCGAGCCCCAAUUAGUUUAUCAAGCGGUCUCACACCAGUGUAUGCAGGCCGGAAAGAGGGAGAGGAUCCGCGGCCCCACGAAGAUCUCUGCAGGGAAAUAAAUGCUGCUCGAGAAGAACGGGACAGGGCCCGCAAUCGUUUUCGCCUUCCACGGCUGAACGCACAGGUGAAUUUUGCUGCACAAAAUCUCACGCCUCUUGACCUACUCUUCAACGGGCUCUUGAAUAUACUACGAGAAAGAGCGGAUCAAGACGAGCAGGAUCUAGAUCAAGAAGAUAGUGCCAGGCAAGCAGGCAAUCCUAAUGAUGAUCCUGUGCUUGUGGCGCGCAAUAGGCGUCGACUCAAUGUGAAGCAGUUGAUAAGGGCCGUUCUGUCUGGAUUGCUGGUGGUCAUUUGGGUGGCGAUCCAGAUGUACUUCAACACGCCAAGAAUUCAGGUCUAUAGAUUUAACGCUAAUCAGGAGUGA
This is a messenger RNA of Giardia duodenalis, 630 nucleotides long. RefSeq names its product Zinc finger domain. Gene Ontology annotation, molecular function: ubiquitin protein ligase activity; ubiquitin-like protein conjugating enzyme binding. NCBI's taxonomy places the organism in Eukaryota, Fornicata, Diplomonadida, Hexamitidae. The coding region runs from base 1 to 630 and encodes 209 amino acids. Gene Ontology annotation, biological process: ubiquitin-dependent protein catabolic process. The transcript has a single exon. Gene Ontology annotation, cellular component: endoplasmic reticulum. The record is from RefSeq and is a predicted model, not a curated record.